Molecule: messenger RNA, 6114 nt
Organism: Hyalella azteca
Lineage: Eukaryota; Metazoa; Arthropoda; Malacostraca; Amphipoda; Hyalellidae
Exons: 4
Coding region: 608-4198 (1196 amino acids)
Biological process (GO): cell differentiation; negative regulation of transcription by RNA polymerase II; positive regulation of transcription by RNA polymerase II
Molecular function (GO): nuclear receptor activity; RNA polymerase II cis-regulatory region sequence-specific DNA binding; zinc ion binding
Source: RefSeq, a predicted model, not a curated record
GUGGAGAAGUGAGGGUGUGCAUCUUCAAACCGCUUCAAGACGUAGCUGAUAUCUGCUCUAGUUAGACUUUAAAAUACCUAUUCGAUAAAUCCUAGAGUGUCACGUGUUUGCUAUCUACUCUGUGAUUUAUUAUAGCUGUGCUACUGUUUGUUACAGUUUAUUUGUGGGUCGUACACGUUGUGCUUGCAACCUUUCGUAGGCUACCUACCCUAGGCUAUAGGUAGUUGCUAGCUACCUACUAAAUUAGUACCUAAUCGUGGGAGUGUUGCAACACAGGGCUCUGCAAAACGAACCUAUGCGAAGUAUUCAAUCCACUAAUAAUACGAGCGGUUGAUUAUAAAUGCAGACAAUUCGUUUACUCUAAUCAAACAUCCUACUUGUGAUCUAUUCAGUCCCUACUGCCGAGAAGUUAAGUUCCUCGCCCGUAGUUUUUGAAGUAUGCAGCCUGCUUACCGGAGUGGACCUUGCCGUAUCUCUACUUAGUCUUAGAUCUUCGCUUUGGACCAGCAUCUGCCCUGUCUGCCAGACGGCCGAUGAUGUGUGCCCUGUAUCGCUGUGGGGCGUAGGGGCGACGCAGCGGCUAUAGACAAGAGCUCCACCGUCAGGUAUGGUGGCGGUGAUGAUCGGCACCUGUGGUUCCGGCGCACGCAAUAAAUUUUGUGCGUCCUUUUUGGGGGAGGGGGCGGCGGUGUCCCGCCCUCCCCCAACCCCCGCAUUCGUUUCAUCCCUUCGUGGUUGUCAUCAAUCGUCAGCCACCAGCUUUGGUUCAUCUUCGUCUGCAUCACGAGACUGGACUGUGGUGAACGCUCGUAAGAAUUUACCCACCGGUAUGGAAUCUGAUCGCGUUGAAUAUUUGGGGCGAGAAUCUGCCUCGCUCUCUCCGCAAGGCAGCAACUCUGCGCUCUCGCCUUCUUAUUUUGAUAACCCAACGUCGCCCAUAAGCCCCGGCGAAGGCCGUCGAGGUGAGCUGAAGCAGUGCGGAGUCUGUGGUGACGUGGCCAAGAGUAACCACUUUGGUGGCCGCUCCUGUGACUCGUGCAAGGCCUUCUUCAGACGGUCCGUUCAGAACAACGCUUAUCGCGGCUUCAAUUGUCCUUACGAGAAGAAAUGUGUCAUCGCCAAAACUUCCAGGAAAGCUUGCCAGUAUUGCAGGUUUCACAAAUGUUUGGCCAUCGGAAUGGAGAAAAGUUGGGUUAUGAGUGAGGCUGAACGCCGUAAGAUGAUGGAACAACGACAGGAACGACGAAUUGCUGCCGCUCUUCAGCAACAACAGCAACAACCUCAACAACUGCAGUCAACAACACAACCUCUUAUCGUGGUAGCUCCUGCUGUAGCAUCUGCCUCGAUCCAGGGCCCUGGUCCAACGAUGAAUUUGGUCGAAGAAUUUGUUCUAUCUGAUGAAAUGAAGUCUGAAAUAGAACACAUUGAAGAAUUCUACAAGCAGUCUUACAAAGCCAAUCCAUACUCAACGGAUAUUAUGACUGCUAAAGGUUCCAAGGGAGUACUUGAAACUUGGAUGCAAUUCUGCAAGAAAAUUGGGCAUUUCUUUUCACUCUUUGAAGACUUCUCGUCGCUGUGUCAAGAAGACCAGGCGGUCUUGUUACAGACUGCCAUGACCUCAGCGGGCAUCAUAAUGGGCUCAGUGACUUACGAGUCCUGGAUUGGGAAACGAAAAGGUGGAGCGGCUGGUCCAUCAAUUCCUAAAGUUUCAUUCGAUAACAUUGAGAAGCUGGUGCCUGGCGAUCUUUUAUACCGUGUCAAAACAUUUUUCAAAAAAUUUCAGACUAUUUGUCCUGACCAAACCAUGGCUAAAAUAUUGAUGCUUGUGUCCUUGUAUUCUCCCGAGAUGGCAGGAUUGAAGGACGAAACAAAAGUACAAACUCUGCAGGAACAUUAUAUUAAUAUUUUGAGCGAUUAUCUGAAGUACAAAUUCGGUGCUAAAGCCGGUCGGAUGUUUGCAAACGCACUCGUAUCGCUGGCAGACGUCAGGGAGUUGGCAGAACGGUCUCUGGCGUUAGAAAUAAAACAUUCAACUACAGCUCACAUUGAGUUAGCGAGCUCGGACUCGAGCAGUGGUGGCAACAGCAGCGCUCGUCGAGGUAGCGGUGGUGGAGGCCUUGAGAGACCAGGGAUGGGCGAAGGCAGCGGCGCGAGCGGAAGCACAGGAGACUUCAACCACCCAUCAGGAGGAGCUGGUGGCUCGGAAGGAGCGGGCAACAGAGAGUUUGAUGGUGUGGGAGGCCGAGGUGCUAGUUGCAAUCUUAGUGUUAUGAAUGAUCCGCCUGCAUACUCGAGUUUUAAUGAUAAUUUGUUCUUGGCUCCUUCACCUGCUUACGAUUCUGUCUUGAGUGACAGUCCUAUGGACUGCGAUAAUGGAAGCGAACUUCAGCCGACUACAGUUAAGAACAGAAGUUCUCCCAGCAGCCAAGAUCGCCUCGCUCAGCGACAGCAAAGAAUACAGGAGCUAAUCUCGAGCAUUCCUCCACCGGCUAUUAUGAAGAUUAUCUACCAUAUGUCUGAAGAUCUUGACAUUGAAGCGAAGAAAACUAAUUGUGGCAUUGAAUUCCUUAGAAAAAAUCGUUCGAAUGGCUUUCCCUUUGUGCACAGUAAAACUUCGAACUCUUCUAAGAAGUCAAACACCCAAGUUGAAAUCAAAACGGAAAACCCUUUCAAUUCUAGUUUCGAUAGUUUCAACCAGAAAUCAAUAUCGGAAGUAUAUAUCAAAGAAGAGAAAAUGGAAUUAGAAACUGAAGACACUGUAGACUUCGAUGCUCUUAAGUUACUUACCAAGGGUUUGGAUGUUAUUAAUCCUGAGAUAGACUAUAUGAACGAUGGUAAUUUCUUAACUUCUCAACGGCACAUCGCGUUCGAAGGAAAUUCUAAUAUGAGCGAGAACUCUCAGAAUUCUCAUGACAGUAUGUACGAUUCCUCUUAUUCUAGGAAUCGAAACAGCUCCGUGGUUCAUCCGCAAGAGCAGCACCAAAAACUGCAAGUACAAUCCCGCACGUCAGACAAGGGCUUCUCUGCCAUGUUAGCAAAUCCAUCCCUGCACGGUUCAGAUCUCGGUACUGACCGUUGUCCACGGACCAGACGAUCCAUGUCUCCUUUAAAUUAUCCGCUCGCGACGACGAGUGCGGAUGUUACAGUAAACGGUCCUCCUCAAGGCCCUAGUGUUUACGAUUCUAGUCUUGCUCUAGUUCCUUCAUCUCGAUCUGACGACGACAACCGAUGUCGAAACGUUGACGGUUGCCCUAGUCCUCAGCUACCUUUCAGUAAUCAUUUCGCCUCCACCCAGGGGCGAGUUACAAACGACAAGUCAGCAAAUUUUCCCAGUGGGUCUUUUACAAACUGCCACCCGCCAAAUAACCAAGUACAUCCCACUGAUGCCACAAGACGAUUUCCAGUUAAUAUCCACCAUCCAGUAAACUCGGUCUGCGAUGUAAGGACCGCACCCGUUUCUGCAUCUCUGCCUGUUGCUUCGUCCAAUGUCGGUUCAUUCUCUAAUUAUGAUGAAAGUUAUUCACAAUGCUCCACCCAAACGCACUCCCCGAAUUCCUUUUCUUACUCAGAUGGGAAAGAUUACUUACCUCAACAAGGCCAUUGUUACUCAUCUGUGCAGAAACAAAUUAUGAGUAUGAGCCUGAACUCACCCAGUUCUUCCUCAGAGAAUGGCAGCGGACCAGGAAACCCUGCUAAUCACAUGACACAUGUGCGAGGCUACGUAACUCGUUUCCCCGUUGGCGUCCAGCCAGGGUCGUCUUUGAUACACGUGGGCCACUCUACUUCACACCCCAGUGACCCUCAUGAACGUUUACCUGAUUUCUCUCCCAACAAAAGUCAACAAACGAGGAUUGACGCAUCGUAUGUAUCAUCUGAUGCGCCGUGUCCAACACCCUAUUUACCGUGCUCUCCAGCAACGCCUUCGCCCUGCCCUUCGGUGUCGUCCGUGCGGUCGUCAUCAUCGAACAGCUCAUCUGAAAACUCCUCAGACUUUUUCGAAAAGAGCCUUUACAAUUUGCCUCUUAACCUCUCCAGUCUCUCUGAUGUCGAAACUUCCGUUCUCCAGAAAUUUUUCGAACGUAUUAGUGCCAUCAUGGGAACACCUCGAAAUGCUGGUAAAAAAUGGAAUAGUGAAGAUAUUUUGCCUAAAUCUUUUUUGGAAAUGCUACAGGCCGAGCUUGAAUCUGAACGGAAGUGAAGUGCGUUCGUAAUUUCAUCAGUAAGAAUGUAAAAUACAUGAUUUUAAUUUCGUAAAUCAAUGGUCAGGAAACACUGUAAGCGAAUGGUUGAAAGGACGAACGGAUAAUCAAUUUUAUACCUUGAAUUGUUAUUUUUUUAAAGUACGGCAAUUUAAACAUUUUGUGAAAUUUGUAACAAUGAAUCAUAAGGUUCAUCCGGUAGUAGUUAUUCACGGAGUAGCGUCCGAACUGAAAGCGAAUGUCAAACGUAAUUAAAUUAAGGUUAUUUAGUAGAAUUAUUUUCAGGUAAAGUGGGGCUGAAUCGAUGUUUCGUUGUUUCUUAAGACUAAUUUAGUGUAAGGUUGAAAGACCAGAAACGUUAUUUUGGCAUGCAGCGAUACUAUUUAGAAAUUGCGCAUCGUAAAAUUUAUCAAAGUACCUGUUAAGAAUUAGAUAUUUCUGUUUUGAGAAAUAUCUUGGGAGUAAACGUUUAUUUUUAUGUGUAAAGUGGAACUGUAAUUAGUAAUUGUGAUACCUCAAGGCUCUCGCCUCUUGUAAGCUUACUUUUAUUUGUUUAAUUUUAGAAUCGAUUUAUGCAUGGCUGCUAAAUUUUGCUUUAGUUUCUUACUGUUGUUGUCACUCCUUAUUUGUGUGUACAGGUUCAUCACGUAAUACGGUUUUGGAAUAAUAAUAGACCUGUGUUAUUUUUCUAUCAUAGUAAUAAUACAUGUAAAUCCCAGUCAAUUAUCAUAAUGAUAUCAUUCACCUGGUUGAUGAUACAUCUUUGAUUCUUUCAAUCAAAGUUGACAUUUGAAAAGAGCUGCCUCGCGACCAUUUACUUUGAAACUCAUCGACCUUGCUUAUCUACGUUACUCGAUGUUAUGCUACCAAUUGCUCAACGUGUUAUUUUUCUGGGUGAAGUUCAUGAGGCGCGAGGUAAUGUUUGUGUCGAGCGGUAGAAAUAAAUCUGAGGAACCGAUGUUCUUCGUUGUUUAAUUAGGGAACUGCUUCUACAUUGUCUGUUAAGAGUAUUGUAUAAUAACUAUCAUUAAUUUCUUGUUGAUUAGGCUCUAUUCCCUAUUAAAAAUAGGCGAGAAUUUUUACAUUUGAGUUUGUUUAUUUCUGUUGUGUUGUUAUUGUGUAUUCUAUCAGAUAAUCAUUUAGAUAUCUCGGCAUUGGUAAUAAGGGUUCGAUCUUGAAGGUUAAUUUCACAUUAAAUUGAUUUGAAUUUAUACGAGAGAGGUUCUCGUGAAUUUUGAUUCGUUGUACAUUUGAAAUUGAAAAUCACUUUCAAUAUUGACGUUUUUAAGAGUGCAAUGUUCAACAAUCUCGUAUGCCCUUCAAUCGAGAAACAACCGGUAGCCGUGUGAGGGAAAGCCUAGUGCCAUCUUUCGAAGUGGCUAUGCAACCAAAGAAUAUGUAUUCACUUCUCCCAUGAAGACUUGGUGAGAAUAUCUGCUUGCAGAAAAAGACGAGCUGCAGCUUUUUGUGAUGAGGUUUUUGAUGAUAGUUUCUUAUUGGUGCAUUAGUAACGGGUGUCUUCAAAUGCGACGUCACUGAAAUUACACGGAACUUUAACUUUUCUUGAAGCUUUUUCGGCAAGAUAGGAAUUUCAUUGCAAACUCGAGAUAUUCUUUCAUUCUUGUCACAGUCGCUAUACAACUGAACUCGACAUUUCCAUUCACGAUACAAUAUUUCUGUAAUAAUGGUCGAUAUAUUAAAUCACUUUUUUUAUUUUACUUAUAUAUAAUGAAUGCCAAAAUUGUCUGCUCAUUUCAACAAAAAGCCUAGGCUCAUUUUUUUUUUUUUGAAUUUGUGAUCCUUGAUAAUUGAAAAUAUUUGCAUCAUCUUGGAGCGUUGCGUGGGGUGUAAAUGCACGUUCUUGCACCUGGGGCCAUACUUUCAAAAAAAGUUUAGAGAUCGUAAGUUCAUCAGC